Molecule: messenger RNA, 993 nt
Organism: Pipistrellus nathusii (Nathusius's pipistrelle)
Lineage: Eukaryota; Metazoa; Chordata; Mammalia; Chiroptera; Vespertilionidae
Source: the annotation of a GenBank genome assembly
AUGGCGGCUCCGGCUGCGGGCGGGGCGCUGGGCGCGGCGCUCUGGGCCGCGGCGCUGGCCCUGGCGGGGGCCUUGGACGCCAUGGGGCCGCACACAGCCGUCCGCCUGGCCGAGCUGCUGACCCCGGAGGAGUGCGGCCAUUUCCAGUCGCUCCUGAAGGCGCCGGACCCGGACGUGGAGGAGGAGCUGGCCAGGCUCUCGGAGGAUCGGUUGGCCCGGGCCGAACCGUCGGGGCCCGCGUCGGGGGCGCCGGGCCGGCGGCGGCCGCGGCGGGAGGCCACCGACUCCGAGGUCUCCGACGGCUGCCGGGAGCGGCUGGCGGCCUGGCUGGCCGCCGAGGCCCCGGCCCUGCCCUGGGACCGCGUGGCCCGGGCCCUGCGGCGCUGCGGCCGCCCCGACGUGGCCCGGGAGCUGGGCAAGAACCUCCACCAGCGGGCGACGCUGCAGCUGCGCCAGGCCGGGCAGCGCUACCUGCCGCCCGGCGCGCCCCCCGCCCCGGCCCCGGCCCCGGCCCCCGCCCCCGCCCCGGCCCCGGCCCCCGCCCGGGCCCCGGCCCCGGCCCCCGCCCCGGCCCCGGCCCCGGCCCCGGCCCCGGCCCCGGCCCCCGCCCCCGCCCCGGCCCCGGCCCCGCGCUCCCGCCGCGCCCCGGCCGCCCAGCCCAACUGGGACGCGCUGGAGCUGAUCGUGGAGCGGCUGCCGCAGGCCCCGUACGAGCGCAGCCCCGCAGGCUGGGCCGGGCCGCUGGCGCUCGGCUUCUGCGCCGGCUUCGUGGGGUCGCUGGGCGCCGGGGCGCUGCUCGUCCUGCUCACGCUGUGGGUCACGGGCGGCGACGGCGACGGCGAUGGGGAUGCGGUGCGGCCCAGGCCCGGGGAGGCGCACGGCCGGCGGGAGGCAAAGCCGCUCCUGACUGAAGAGCAGCUGGUGCAGCCGGAGGCCUGGGCCUGGGCUGCCCACGGGCUGGGUCCUCCCUCUCCCCGGUGCCCCCACAUGUGA